Oryza sativa Japonica Group (Japanese rice) is the source of this 1715-nucleotide messenger RNA. RefSeq names its product aspartyl protease family protein At5g10770. NCBI's taxonomy places the organism in Eukaryota, Viridiplantae, Streptophyta, Magnoliopsida, Poales, Poaceae. Gene Ontology annotation, molecular function: aspartic-type endopeptidase activity. Gene Ontology annotation, biological process: proteolysis. The record is from RefSeq and is a predicted model, not a curated record.
CAAUGGCCAUCGCUUCAGCUGCACGGACAAAUUAAGCGAGGGAGUGAGAGCUAGCUAACUCAGGCUCAGCCAACUGAUCGCGAGCUGUGACGAGGUGAUCACCAUGGCGUCCUCGUCGUCGCUUCUUGUUCGUGGGAGAGCGUUCGCGCUGGUUGUGGCUGUAGCUCUGGUGGCUGCUCCUCGCCGGAUUAAUGGCGGCGCCGCCGGGCCGGCGGCGAGGACGAACGACCCCAACUGGCACGUCUUCAGCGUCAGCUCGCUGCUGCCGAGCUCGGCCUGCACUGCAUCGAAAGCGGCGUCCAACUCGUCGGCUCUCGGCGUCGUGCACCGGCACGGGCCGUGCUCGCCGGUGCAGGCUCGUCCUCGCGGCGGCGGCGGCGCUGUCACCCACGCCGAGAUCCUGGAACGCGACCAGGCCAGGGUCGACUCCAUCCACCGCAAGGUCGCCGGCGCCGGGGGCGCGCCGUCGGUGGUCGACCCGGCACGCGCCUCGGAGCAGGGCGUGUCGCUGCCGGCGCAGAGGGGCAUCUCCCUCGGCACCGGCAACUACGUCGUGUCCGUCGGGCUCGGGACGCCGGCGAAGCAGUACGCCGUGAUCUUCGACACCGGCAGCGACCUGUCGUGGGUGCAGUGCAAGCCCUGCGCCGACUGCUACGAGCAGCAGGACCCGCUGUUCGACCCGUCGCUGUCGUCGACGUACGCCGCCGUGGCGUGCGGCGCGCCGGAGUGCCAGGAGCUCGACGCGUCGGGCUGCUCGUCGGACAGCAGGUGCCGGUACGAGGUCCAGUACGGCGACCAGUCGCAGACCGACGGCAACCUCGUGCGCGACACGCUGACGCUCUCGGCGUCGGACACGCUCCCGGGCUUCGUCUUCGGGUGCGGCGACCAGAACGCCGGGCUGUUCGGCCAGGUCGACGGGCUGUUCGGCCUCGGCAGGGAGAAGGUGUCGCUGCCGUCGCAGGGCGCGCCGAGCUACGGCCCCGGAUUCACCUACUGCCUACCGUCGUCGUCGAGCGGCAGGGGCUACCUGUCCCUCGGCGGCGCCCCGCCGGCGAACGCGCAGUUCACGGCGCUGGCCGACGGCGCGACGCCGUCGUUCUACUACAUCGACCUCGUCGGCAUCAAGGUCGGCGGCCGCGCGAUCAGGAUCCCGGCGACGGCGUUCGCGGCGGCCGGCGGCACGGUGAUCGACUCCGGCACGGUGAUCACCCGCCUCCCGCCGCGCGCGUACGCGCCGCUCCGCGCGGCGUUCGCGCGCUCCAUGGCGCAGUACAAGAAGGCGCCCGCGCUGUCCAUCCUCGACACGUGCUACGACUUCACCGGCCACCGGACGGCGCAGAUACCCACGGUGGAGCUGGCGUUCGCCGGCGGCGCCACCGUCAGCCUCGACUUCACCGGCGUGCUCUACGUCUCCAAGGUGUCGCAGGCGUGCCUGGCGUUCGCGCCCAACGCCGACGACUCGUCCAUCGCCAUCCUCGGGAACACGCAGCAGAAGACGUUCGCCGUCGCGUACGACGUUGCCAACCAGAGGAUCGGCUUCGGCGCCAAGGGAUGCAGCUGAUUACAAUCCGAGAUGAUGAAUCAAUCGAUCAUUUUGUUUUGUUACAGUGACAUAUAUAUGGGGAAAAAAUAGUGAAAAAAAACUGCAAUAAAUAAGCAUCAUCGAUAGUGACAUGGAAGAAGUUGAAAACCGUUAAAAAUAUUUUUGAUGCAAA